AUGUCUCCCUCCAGCACUGAGAAGCUAGGGACGCCCGAGUCUCCUGAAGCGACUAUUGAGAAGGCUGCAGCGUCCGCAGAAGAGAUUUGGCCCACAAAAGACUUUGGUCUCGUACCGAUCCCGAAGAGACUCCAAUACAAUCCCACCAAGCCUUUUCACUUUGGCAUCUUGCUUAACGCCUCCUUCGGGUUUGCUAGCACAUUCAUCGUCGGUAACUUGUACUAUUGUCAACCGCUGUUGAUCGAGUUUUCUGAAUCAUUCAAUGUAACAUACGACGAGGUUUCACGGUGUGUCAUUUCUUCCAUUUCGUCCAAUCUGGCUAAGUGUGAUUGUGAUAUUAGUAUCCCUACCCUCACUCAAGCAGGGUAUUUGGUGGGAUUACUUCUCAUAUCACCCCUCGGCGACCUUGUUCGACGCAGACAACUUGUGUUACUGCUGGUUGCGUCAUCUACUACUCUCACAAUAGGAUUAGCCGUCACCAAGAAUCUCCGCGUCUUCGAGAUCUUGUCUUUCUUGGUCGGCGUUGCAACUGUCACUCCCCAGAUCUUGAUGCCUCUAGCUGCAGAUUUGGCUGCACCUGAUCGCAGAGCGUCAGCAUUGUCUGUGGUGCUCUCAGGUCUCAUGCUAGGCAUCCUGAUCGCUCGUGUCUUGGCUGGCGUCAUAGGCAAUUUUACAACCUGGCGUGUAGUCUACUAUAUGUCAAUUGGUGUUCAAUCACUCGUUCUCAUUGGCGCCUACCUCGUUCUUCCCGACUAUCCUGCCAAAAACCGCGACUUGACAUACUUCAAAAUCCUUUUUUCGAUGGCCAAGUAUGCGGUAACGGAGCCACUUGUCAUACAGGUGGCCAUUAUAAAUGUUGCAUCCAGCGCAUGCUUCGCGAGUUUCUGGGUCACUCUCACCUUCCUUCUCGGGGGUCCGCCCUACUACUACUCCACUCUCGUAAUUGGUCUCUUUGGUCUCAUUGGCAUGCUAGGCGUGCUCGUCGGACCUUUCGCAGGACGUCUUAUUGAUAGGCUGGUCCCUUGGUAUGCGACUUUGGUAGCCACUAGUUUGCUUCUAGUUUUCCAAGCUGUGCAGACUGCAGCAGGUGGGAUCAACGUUGCAGCUGUCAUCAUCGCAUGCUUCGGGCUUGACGUUGCGCGUCAGUCUCAGGAAGUCUCCCUGUCGGCUCGGGUCCUGAGCAUAUCUUCCGCAGCUCGUGCACGCUUGAACGCCAUCAUCCUUAUAUCACUGUUAAUCGGACAGGUGAUGGGCACGUCUGUUGGCACCCAAGUUUUCGUACAACACGGAUGGAGAGCAUGUUCACUGCUUAUGCUGGCGCUACAGGGCUUCCAAAUUAUAAUUUUAUUGCUCCGCGGUCCACAUUGUCCUCGAAAGCGUUGGUUUGGUUACGAAGGGGGCCUGGAGGCGCGCAAACACGUUGUCUCGGAGAGGGAGAAAGCACAGUGUAGCGGAGAGUGGAAAGUAAAACACGAUACAGAGGCACAGAAGGAGGCACCGACGCAAGGUGGUGAAGUCAUACGGUCCGACACAACAUAG
Molecule: messenger RNA, 1539 nt
Organism: Suillus paluster
Lineage: Eukaryota; Fungi; Basidiomycota; Agaricomycetes; Boletales; Suillaceae
Product: major facilitator superfamily domain-containing protein
Exons: 7
Coding region: 1-1539 (512 amino acids)
Biological process (GO): transmembrane transport
Molecular function (GO): transmembrane transporter activity
Source: RefSeq, a predicted model, not a curated record